CAAGAUGGAUUCCGCUAAGCAGCCCGUCAAGCUCGUCAAGGUGACCCGUGUCCUCGGCCGCACCGGCUCCCGUGGUGGUGUUACCCAGGUCCGCGUCGAGUUCAUGGACGACACUUCCCGCAGCAUUAUCCGCAACGUCAAGGGCCCAGUCAAGGUUGACGACAUCCUCUGCCUGCUCGAGUCUGAGCGCGAGGCCCGCCGUCUCCGUUAAAAAACCC
Penicillium chermesinum is the source of this 218-nucleotide messenger RNA. RefSeq names its product 40S ribosomal protein eS28. The record is from RefSeq and is a predicted model, not a curated record. Lineage: Eukaryota; Fungi; Ascomycota; Eurotiomycetes; Eurotiales; Aspergillaceae. Gene Ontology annotation, cellular component: ribosome; cytosolic small ribosomal subunit. The transcript is spliced from 3 exons. Gene Ontology annotation, biological process: translation; maturation of SSU-rRNA; ribosomal small subunit assembly. Bases 5 to 211 code for a protein of 68 amino acids. Gene Ontology annotation, molecular function: structural constituent of ribosome.